Messenger RNA from Brassicogethes aeneus, 562 nucleotides. Lineage: Eukaryota; Metazoa; Arthropoda; Insecta; Coleoptera; Nitidulidae. The record is from the annotation of a GenBank genome assembly.
AACCUCAAAGUUUUUUGGUAACCAACGAUAAAUGUUAAAUUCUUGUUGAAAACCACUAUUAACAGGAAUAACUAUAAAUUAAGAAAAAUGCUUUCGCCUGCGAGCGGUACUGGACAAUUCUUUACGAAAUCGGUCAAAAUUAUCAGAUUUGUGCGGCAGGGAUGCACGAAUCGGCCGUUUUUUCACAUUGUAGUUACAGAGAAGAGACGCGAUCAGUUUAUGCCUGUAAUUGAACAGUUAGGCACCUACGACCCCAUGCCCAAUCAACAUAAUGAAAAGUUGGUUUCUUUGAAUUAUGAACGGAUAAGGCAUUGGAUUGGUAAUGGAGCUACAGUUUCUCAACCUGUAGAGCAACUUUUUGGUAUGUCUGGCUUUUUCCCUAUACAUCCCACUUCAUAUUUGGCUGCCUGGAGGAAUCGUAGAGUUUUGCAAGAAGAAGCUUUGAAAGAAGCUGAAGAUAAAAGUAAAGACAAAACAGUGUAAUUAGUUUUGAAUAUUAGUUAUUUAUUAAAUAAGUUGUUUAUAAAAUAAAACCCAGUAUUUUUAUACAUUUAUUUAGGUA